Molecule: messenger RNA, 2118 nt
Organism: Cannabis sativa
Lineage: Eukaryota; Viridiplantae; Streptophyta; Magnoliopsida; Rosales; Cannabaceae
Product: GATA transcription factor 21
Exons: 3
Coding region: 640-1734 (364 amino acids)
Biological process (GO): regulation of DNA-templated transcription
Molecular function (GO): zinc ion binding; sequence-specific DNA binding
Source: RefSeq, a predicted model, not a curated record
AUAUAUCUAUAUAUAUAUCCUUAGCUAAUUUUGUGUGGCCAGGAUGGAAGCUAGGCGCCGCGCGUUUGGUUAUAUUGUGAUGAUAAUGCAAGUAAAGUAUUAUAGAGAUAUAUAUAUAUUGCGGCUAAGCUAACUAGGGCUUCUUAUAAUAUUAUACUAUAUGUGUGGGGAUCGAUCGAGUAUUUGAAAUUAUAAUAGUGUUACAUUACAGAUAGGGUUUUUGUGCAAUGGGGUCUCUCUUACUAGCUUUCCACACAUCUCUUUGGUUUAUCUCUUUUUCUUUUGUCUUUUUUUAAAAAACUCUUUCUUUGUUAUUUUGUUCAUUGGCUUCUCUCAUCUCAUAUAUGAACUCACGUGAAUCCCUUACACACGCCUCUUUCUCUCUCUCUCUGGCCCUCUGAUCUCGAUCCUUUAAAAGAGUUUUACCACUACACUGCUUAGGCCCUUUUGCCAUCAUCAUCAUCUCUCUCUCUCUCUCAUGACCAUAUUAUUUUUCCAUCUCAAAUUUCUAGCUAUAGUUUGAUCCACCAAUAUUGUUGGAAAGUACUACACAAAUACAUAUAUGUUCUUCCAAUUCCAUUUUUUAUAAUUUUCUUUUUGAUCCCUCUCUAUAGUUAUAGCUCUUUGAAUUUUGCCCUAAUGGAUCUUCCUUCUUCUUACCAUAAUAGCAAUAUUAAUAAUAAUUUAUCACCUUAUUUUGUUGACCUUAAAGAAGAUCAAACUUCUUCAUCCUUAUCUCUCUCAUCAUCAUGUCCUCAUCCUUUCAUGAUGAAUAAUCCAGCUCAAGAUCAAGGGAAUUUUCUCUAUACCAGGGAGACAAAACAAUUUCAACUCCAACCGGCUGAUCACGUUGGAUCAUCAUCACGUGACCAUCAUCAUCCAAGAGCUGAAGAAAAUCAUGAAUUAUUAUUUGAUAAUAAUAAUCAUGAUUUGAAAUUAAGCAUUGCUACUACUACUACCACUACUACUGAAGAUCAUCAUCAUCAUCAUAUCAAUUACGAUAUGAAAUAUCACAACAGCCAUGAUGAGAAUAAUAUCAAUUCGGUUAAGUGGAUGUCUUCAAAGAUGAGGAUGAUGAGAAAGAUGAUCACUAAUAAUAAUAACAAUUCGGAUCAAACAGCCAGUAAUGAUGACAUAUCAACUACAAAUUUCAUCACUUCUACUACUACUGAUCAUGAUCAAAACUUCGAACCACAGCCACCACCACAACCUCAUGUGAUGAAGAUCAAUAUCAAGCAUCCUGGAUCGCCUACUGAUCACAGCACCAGUUCUAAUUCCUCAAACAACAACGCCACAAUCAUUAGGGUUUGUUCUGACUGUAACACCACCAAAACCCCUCUUUGGAGAAGUGGUCCAAGAGGCCCUAAGUCUCUUUGCAAUGCUUGUGGAAUUCGACAAAGGAAGGCGAGAAGGGCAAUGGCUGCCGCGGCUGCUGCGGCCGCGGGAUCCACCAACGGAACAGUUGUUCCGGUGGACAAACCAUCUAUGAAGAAUACUAAUAAAGAAAAGAAAUCAAAAAGUAGUACUGCUACUAAUAAUAAUAAUAAUAACAAUUGUGUUCCAUUCAAGAAAAGAUGCCAAUCUAGAGGAAGGAGGAAGAACAAGGUUUGUUUUGAGGAUCUGAUAGUAAGUGUGAGCAAGAACACUUCGGCAUUUCAACGAGUUUUCCCUCAAGAUGAAAGAGACGCUGCUAUCCUCUUAAUGGCUCUAUCUUAUGGUCUUGUUCAUGGAUGAGGAUCAGAUCAUCUAUUAUUAUUAUUAUUAUAAUUAUUCAAAUUUUAUAUUGCUCUGUCUUAUUAUCAUCAUUUCAUCAUCUACCUACCUCUCUCCGAAUUUUAUUAGAACUUUCGUUAUGGUGUUAAUUACUUUUUUUUUUUUUUUGAAAUAAGUUUUGAGUUAUAAUGUUUUUAUAGCUUAAUAUUUAGUAUGUCCAUGUGCGGUAUUAGACUGAGUAAUUUAUUAUAUUCUAAUAAUAAUUUAGUGAGUGUUAGGAGCUUAGGGUGUGAAUUUAGAGAUAACCAAAUCGUGGGUCUCUUAAUUAAUUGUGUUGUUAUUUCAUUGUUAUGUAUCCCUCAAAUAUACCUAUUAAUUAAUAAAAUAACAAAAGUUUUUGUUUAA